UUUAAACGUAAUUACAUGAAAAAAUAUUCCUUUUCUGUUUAGUUCUGAGUACUGAGUACUCGUGAAUCCGUGAGCAAAGAUUAAUCUAAUCUAAUUUAAUCGUUAUCACACAUUUUCAUUACUAUUCGAAAUGGACAAAGAGGAAUCUUUGAAAAUGGAAGAUCUAGUAGUCCGACUGUUCGAAAUAAACGCCAUAAAGUUUGGUAAUUAUAAAACGAAAAUAGGACUUGAUACCCCCAUAUAUUUUGAUUUAAGGGUAAUAGUUAGUUGUCCAAGAUUGCUGAGAACGUUGGCGCUUAUAAUGAUGAAUAAAAUAAAAAUUUCCAAAUUCAAUCUUUUAUGUGGUGUUCCAUAUACCGCAUUACCAAUAGCCUCAAUUAUGUCAGAGAAAUCUGAAAUUCCAAUGGUGAUGAGAAGAAAGGAGGCAAAAGCAUAUGGUACCAAAAAACUAAUUGAAGGUAUUUACACAGCUGGAGAAAAUUGUCUUAUAAUAGAAGACUGUGUAACAUCAGGAAGUAGCAUAUUGGAAACCGUAAAAGAUCUAAGGGAAUGUCAAAUUAAUUGCAGUGAGGCUGUUGUCCUCCUUGACAGAGAACAAGGUGGUGAAGCUUUCCUUAAAGAAAAUGGAAUCGUUAUGCAUUCUCUAUUGACAAUGAGUCAAUUAGUACAAAUUUUAUUUGAGAAAGACUUAAUCACUGCAAAAACUAAAUCUGAAGUUGAGAGCUAUAUAGCACUCAAUAAAAUUAAGCCAGAAACUUUAGCACCCAAAGAAGAUAGACUCAAAAUGUCAUUUGAGAAACGUAUUCCAUAUGCAAUCAAUAAUGGAGCAAAAAAACUCCUUGAAAUAAUGAUAGAAAAGGAGACAAAUUUAUGUGUAGCUGCCGAUUUAACUGAUGCAACAGAUAUUUUGAAUUUAGCAGAAGAAGUUGGUCCCUUCAUAUGUUGCCUGAAAACUCACAUAGAUAUUGUGAAAGAUUUCCAUCCGAAUUUCAUAAAAAAUUUGAGGAGCAUAGCCCAAAGCCAUAAUUUCAUGCUUAUGGAAGAUAGGAAGUUUGCAGAUAUCGGAAAAACUGUCCAAUUACAAUUCACCGAAGGUGUUUUCGGAAUCAAUAGUUGGGCUUCCCUUGUUACUGCCCAUUCUUUAUUUGGAGAAAGUCUUUUGGAUGCUUUGGAUCAAGUUUCUAGUUCUGACACGGGAGUUUUUUUGUUAGCAGAAGCAAGCUCUAGUGGUUGCUUAUUUGAUGAUCAAUACAAACAAAAAACUAUAAAACUUGCUUCGAAAUAUGAAAAUUUGAUCGCAGGAAUUGUAUGUCAGAGUCCUCUUUUCAAAGAACACCCAGGUUUUCUACAGCUUACUCCUGGAGUUCAAUUAAACUCAUCAGGUGACAACUUGGGCCAACAAUAUAACUCUCCCGAAAAUGUUAUAAUUUCAAAAGGAGGUGAUAUAGCUGUGGUAGGAAGAGGAAUAACCACAAGUGCCAACGCAAGGAAAGAAGCUAAAAAAUACAAAGAUUUGCUAUGGAACGCUUAUUUGCAAAGAGUCAAGUGACCUAAAAAUAAUAAAUUUUAUUACACUGCAAGGAGCAAUUGCCCCUAGGCGUAAAAUGGAUUUGAAGCUAGUCGAUUUAAAAUUUCCAGAGUAGGUGGGGCAUAAAGGCGUGAAAAAAUGAGAGUAUCAAGAGCAAUAUCAACUUCCGAAUUUUAUACUUCCCAAUUUCA
Molecule: messenger RNA, 1719 nt
Organism: Coccinella septempunctata (seven-spotted ladybird)
Lineage: Eukaryota; Metazoa; Arthropoda; Insecta; Coleoptera; Coccinellidae
Product: uridine 5'-monophosphate synthase
Exons: 3
Coding region: 131-1549 (472 amino acids)
Biological process (GO): 'de novo' UMP biosynthetic process; 'de novo' pyrimidine nucleobase biosynthetic process
Molecular function (GO): orotate phosphoribosyltransferase activity; orotidine-5'-phosphate decarboxylase activity
Source: RefSeq, a predicted model, not a curated record